GUGUGCUGGACUGUUCUGAUCCCAGGGCCGAGUUGCCUGUUUGUGAUGUGUGUUGGGGGGAGGCCUGGGGCAGCAGGAACAGGACAGCCGGACAGGCAGGCCGGACCGGGUACCAGCACCUCGACUUCUCUCCCUGGGACACUAUCUAAACUCCAGGGGCCAUAGACCAAGCUGAGCGAUGGGUGCUGAGGAGGAGGUGCUGGUCACACUAUCAGGGGGAGCACCCUGGGGCUUCCGACUUCAGGGGGGGGCCGAGCAGAGGAAACCCUUACAGGUGUCCAAGAUCCGAAGACGUAGCCAGGCUGGCAGAGCAGGACUCCGAGAGAGGGACCAGCUCUUGGCAAUCAAUGGGGUCGCUUGCACCAGCCUGUCUCAUGCCAGUGCCAUGAGCCUCAUCGAUGCCUCAGGGAAUCAGCUCAUCCUCACUGUGCGGCGGGUAGCAGAUGAGGGGUCUGUGCGAUCUCCAUCCCCUGGUGAGCUUCAGGUGCUAUCACCCUUAUCUCCACUGAGUCCUGAACCCCCUGGUGCUCCAGUUCCCCAACCUCUUCAGCCUGGGAGCCUUCUCUCACCUCCCGACAGUGAGGCUUACUAUGGAGAGACAGACAGUGAUGCUGAUGGUCCUGCCACCCAGGAGAAGCCCCGCCGACCCCGCCGCCGAGGCCCCACGAGGCCCACCCCUCCAGGUGCCCCACCUGAUGAGGUCUACCUGUCUGACAGCCCAGCAGAGCCGGCACCUGCAAUCCCUGGCCCUCCGAGCCAGGGUGACAGCCGUCUGAGUUCCCCAUCUUGGGAGGAUGGAGCAGCCCUUCAGCCACCUCCAGCUGAGGCCCUGCUGUUACCCCAUGGCCCACUCCGGCCUGGCCCUCAUCUCAUCCCUAUGGUGGGGCCUGUUCCCCACCCAGUGGCAGAAGAUCUUACUACUACCUACACCCAGAAGGCCAAGCAAGCCAAACUGCAACGUGCAGAAAGCCUCCAAGAGAAGAGUGUAAAGGAAGCCAAGACCAAAUGCCGGACGAUUGCAUCCCUGCUAACUGCAGCCCCUAACCCCCACUCCAAGGGAGUGCUUAUGUUUAAGAAACGCCGGCAGAGAGCCAAGAAGUACACCCUAGUGAGCUUUGGAGCUGCUGCUGGGACAGGCGCCGAGGAGGAGGACGGCAUUCCCCCCACUAGUGAGUCAGAGCUCGAGGAAGAAACCUUCUCCGACGCCCGCAGCCUCACCAAUCAGUCCGACUGGGACAGCCCCUAUCUGGACAUGGAGCUGGCCAGGGUGGGCUCAGGCAAAGCAGAGGUGGGAGGGCAGCUGAGCGAGGCCUCUGGGAGAGGGGUCCAGCUCUUUGAACAGCAGCGCCAGCGCGCAGCCUCCAGCUCCCAGGAGCUGGAUAAAGUUGGCUCCGCAGCCACGAGCAAUGGGCAGGGCCUGCAGUCACCACCUCGGGCCCAGAGUGCUCCUCCAGACGCGGCUGUGCUCCCACCUAGCCCUCUGCUGGCCCCUGUAGCUAGCCCCAGCCCCUUCCCACCGGGUGGUGGGGCCUCCACCCCAGCUCCAAGCGUCUUUAACCGGUCGGCCAGGCCCUUUACCCCGGGCUUGCAAGGGCAGCGGCCAAGCACCACCUCCGUUAUUUUCCGGCCCGUAGCCCCUAAGAGGGCGAAUGAAAACCUGGGAGGCCUCAGCCCCGCCCCACCCCCCUUCUUGUCCUCUCCACAGGGGCCCGCCCCCCAGUCCAGCCUCCCCUCAGGGGUUCCCAGCCACAUGCCAGCCUCGGGUUCCGCCAGCACCUCACGCGCCUCGGGCCCUGUGACGGCCACCAGCUCUCUGUACAUCCCAGCCCCCAGUCGGCCUGUUACCCCAGGCGGAGCCCCAGAGCCCCCCGCUCCUCCUAGCGCGGCUGCCAUGACCUCCACCGCGUCUAUCUUCCUAUCUGCACCUUUGCGACCCUCUGCGCGCCCAGAGGUCCCCGCCCCAGGCCCAGCGGCCCCUGAGCCCCGCAGCGCCCGGGAACAGCGCAUCUCGGUGCCAGCUGCCCGCACCGGCAUCCUGCAGGAGGCCCGGCGCCGGGGGACCCGGAAGCAGAUGUUCCGGCCGGGAAAGGAGGAGAAGAAUUCGCCCAACCCCGAGCUGCUAUCGCUGGUGCAAAACCUGGAUGAAAAACCCCGGGCCGGGGGUGCUGAAUCUGGUCCUGAGGAGGACGCUCUGAGCCUCGGGGCUGAAGCCUGCAACUUCAUGCAGACACCUGGACCCAGGAGUUACAAGACCCUGCCCCACGUGACGCCUAAAACCCCGCCUCCAAUGGCUCCCAAGACCCCACCCCCGAUGGCUCCUAAGACUCCACCCCCAGUGGCUCCUAAGCCUCCAUCUCGGGGGCUGCUAGAUGGGCUAGUGAAUGGGGCAGCCCCUUCGGCUGGAAUCCCUGAGCCACCAAGGCUUCAGGGAAGGGGUGGGGAGCUGUUUGCCAAGCGGCAGAGCCGUGCAGAUAGGUAUGUGGUGGAAGCUACACCUGGUCCCGGCCUUGGCCCUCGGCCCAGAAGUCCUUCUCCCACCCCCUCCCUGCCCCCUUCCUGGAAAUAUUCACCCAACAUCCGUGCCCCACCUCCUAUUGCUUACAACCCACUGCUCUCCCCCUUUUUCCCCCAGGCUGCCCGAACUCUCCCAAGUAAAGCCCAAUCCCAGGGGCCUCGUGCAACCCCCAAGCAGGGCAUCAAGGCUCUGGAUUUCAUGCGGCAUCAACCCUACCAACUUAAAACUGCCAUGUUCUGUUUUGAUGAGGUUCCCCCAACUCCUGGCCCCACCUCCUCAGGGGCUCCCAAAACUGCCCGAGUCCAGGAGAUUCGCAGAUUUUCCACUCCCGGGCCCCAGCCUACUGCGGAGCCCCUGGCUCCCACUGUGCUUGCCCCCAGAGCAGCCACUACCCUGGAUGAGCCCAUCUGGAGGGCAGAGCUGGCCUCAGCCCCUGUUCCUAGCCCAGCCCCUCCUCCAGAGUCUCCCAGGGGCCUUGGGGCUUCUCCCAGCUCCUGUGGUUUUCAGGUGGCCAGGCCCCGAUUCUCAGCCACCAGAACAGGAUUGCAGGCUCAUGUGUGGAGGCCUGGGGCAGGGCACCAGUGAGCAGGGCACAGGUCCCAGGACCAAGGACAAGUGGAACAUCCAGUUCCUAAAGUUGCUUCUCCUACCCCAUCCCACCCCCUCUUCUCAGGCAUCUGGAGGCUAAAUUUCCUCCUGCCAGAGAUAGUUUAGGAGUUGGUGUCCCAUCCCCCAGCUUCCUCCUCACUCCCCACCUCCCUGCUGCUUUCCAACCUACUAUCUCUGCUAUGGUAUCUUUGCUUCUCUUUGUCUCUGUAUUUCCUUGCCUGUACCUCUGUCUUUAUCUCCAGGCUUCUCUGCUCAUAUUCCCGCACAAGUCUCUGUUUCUUUACAUUUGUGCUUUUCUCUAUGGGCCUUACUUUAAUGUUCAGUGAGAAGCACACAGAAGUUACUACUGGGACUUCAGGCAAGACAGCGAAGGGACUGACCUGUUUGCACUAAGCCCCUCCCUACUCCUCACUCUGCUUUUCCAAGCUUGGCUGACAUAUACCUAAUCCUGUACGUGUGUGUGUGAGUAUGUGCAAGUGUGUGUGUGCACAGAUGUUCUCUUCUGUCUGAGGCAAGAGUAAGAGCAGAGGUCUAAAUAAAGAUCCAAUCUGGGUCUUAUCCAUGUACUGAUAGAAGGGUCAGAUAUUCCCACAUAGAGCCUAGUGGGGACAAACAGAUUCACUAGAGGAUAACUCCUAGAGACCAGUGUCUGUAGCAGAUGUACAGCAUCUUGUGAAACUAAUGGAGUAUGAGAAGACUGAAGGGCCAGGACAGUUUGCUUGGGCUGAGUUAUACCAGUUAGACAAAGAACAGAACUAAGAAUUCUUCUAAUCAUCAGGAUUUCAGAAAGUUAGCAACUUGAGAGCCCCAUGCUGAACAACCCAGUAUCCAGGAAGUGAAAAAAAUAAAGAAAAUUUCCUCUGAGAAUGAACGAAUCAUUGGCUUCAUUGCCUCAUGAGCCUAAGACAGAAAGGAGAGAAAGAGAGCCAUGGUGUGGAGAGUGAGGCAGGAACCAGGAGCAGAGCAGAAAUUAGUGAAAGGAUCACGCCACAGAGAGGAGCAUGGUGAGGGUGAGUGCAGUGUUGGCAGAAAGUUAAGUUGGGUAACAAGAAACCAGCCAGGAAAAAAUUGAGGGGAUCAGGAAAAAAUCUGAGGGAGAAAAUUGAAUUUGUUCAAGUAAAGGGGGAUGAUGGUGGGAGGGAGGUGGGAGGGUGUGUGCUGAGUGCUGAAAGAACAGUUGGUAUCUGUGUGACCUCCUUUGAGUCUGUCCUUCAGUUUGUCUUCUGCAGCUUGUCAUGACUACCUGGGAAGGAGCCGGGAAGCACCAAGAGCCAAAAUCUUUUUCUAGUCCUACCCCAUCCUCAAAACCCUAGCUCUUGUUCCUUUUCAGCUUCAGGUCCUGAUCUCUGAUCCUACAGGGAUAUGGACUCCCCCUCCACCAAGACCACCGCCAGCCACGUUUGCUAUUUCAUCUGGAAAGUAAUAAUCCCCUUUGCAUAUUGAGUGUGCGUCACGAGUCUCAGGACUUUGGCUUGUGCACAAGAAUAAACUUAUGCCCCAUGCCUUC
Lemur catta (Ring-tailed lemur) is the source of this 4631-nucleotide messenger RNA. It is a transcript of the gene SYNPO2L, whose product is annotated as synaptopodin 2 like. The record is from RefSeq and is a predicted model, not a curated record. Lineage: Eukaryota; Metazoa; Chordata; Mammalia; Primates; Lemuridae. Gene Ontology annotation, cellular component: nucleus; actin cytoskeleton; Z disc. Gene Ontology annotation, molecular function: actin binding. The coding region runs from base 179 to 3100 and encodes 973 amino acids. The transcript is spliced from 4 exons. Gene Ontology annotation, biological process: positive regulation of actin filament bundle assembly.